AUGAUCAACGAAAUGACCCAAAAAGUCUCUCAGUUCGUCAACGAUUGCACCUACAACAACGCCUCACUUCCACAAAGUCAACAACGAAACGGAUGCAAGGGUGGCUCGGCGUACUUUGGCCUUGACUACGUGAUCAAGAAUGGAAUCACCCUUCAGUCAACGGCUCCAUAUGUCUCAGACUCGACCUCUCCACCCACCUCCGGUGUUUGCAAGACCACCUACAGUCCACAAAUCAAGCCAAUCAAAGAUCAAUGGGACUUCACGAACGAUGUGGCCGGAACGAUGAACUACAUUGCCACAAUUUCCCCAGUUGCUGUCGCGCUGGUCGUCUGUGCUGACUUCAAUUUCUACAAGUCUGGCAUCUACAACAACGCCUCAUGCAAUGAACAAAACAGCGAGGGAGGACACGCAAUGACUAUGAUUGGAUAUGGCACUGAGAACGGAGUCGACUACUGGCUGUGCCGCAAUUCGUGGGGGCCAACAUGGGGCGAGUCUGGACAUGUCAGAAUCAAACGAGGCGCCAAUAUUGCCACCAUCGAGAGUCGAGGAAUCUACGCGCCCGUCCCGAUAACAGCCGCCAACAAAUGUACCACAUCGUUGGAUUAUUAUUAUGACUCAUAUCCCAAUUGUCAGUGUACUGCCGCAAAAACAACAGCUCCCUCAGCACCAUUCACCGUUCAAUCACAGCCUGGUCAAACUGGUUGCAUCCCUUCGAAGAUUCAAUACAAUUGCACCGGUUCUGGGAAAGAUGUGGUCGGUGUGACCCUGUAUGACGAUAGCGGAAAACAAAUCGGGGGUGAAAUGAACUACUGCUACUCGAAAAGGAGCACGGAUGCGCCCGUGGUGAAGUGUAUGACGAUUCCGAGUGGAAGCUCGGUCAAUUAUGGCACCUACGAGAACUCUCGCGUCGCCUAUGCUGUCUGUCAAAACUGGGGACCACAGGGAGCCGACUGGGGUUGU
Messenger RNA from Mesorhabditis belari, 960 nucleotides. Lineage: Eukaryota; Metazoa; Nematoda; Chromadorea; Rhabditida; Rhabditidae. The record is from the annotation of a GenBank genome assembly.